Messenger RNA from Effrenium voratum, 846 nucleotides. NCBI's taxonomy places the organism in Eukaryota, Dinophyceae, Suessiales, Symbiodiniaceae. The record is from the annotation of a GenBank genome assembly.
AUGCAUGGCUACCACAAGUCGGAGUGUGGCAAGCAGCGCGCGGAUGUUGGGUCCACCCGGUGGGUGGACAAGAAGUUCCUGCGGACUCAAACCAAGCUGCGGUGGGUCUGUGGCCUGUGCAACGUUUGGUGCAAGGACGAGAACGGCUUCAAGUGCCACUUGGAGCAUGAGAACCACAUCCGCAAGUCGCAGAUGGCAAGGCAAAAUGCCCCCGAGUACGAGAUGAGCCAAAAGGACGAAGACUUCGCGAACCGCUUUGUGCAGCACUUGGCGAGCAACCAUUUGAAUCAGAAGGUGCUUCUGCAUGAGAUUUACCGGGAGCUCUACCCCAGCGACAAGAACCAGAGAGUGAUCAAGGAGAGCUGCUGGGGCACCCUGGGAUGCUUCAUCAACCACCUGAGCCGCGUGGGGGAGUGCGAGGCGACUCGCGAGCCCAAGGGCUGGAUGGUGCGCGUGGGCCAGGAAAUGCUUCUGGCGGCGGAGGAGGAGAAGAAUCUCCGGGAGAAAGAGCUCAUCGAGACCCAGGGCAAGAAGGAGAUGGACCCUGCCAGCUGUUUGCUGGCCCAAGAGGAUGUGCCGGACCUGAUCGUGCCAGAGUCCAGGCACAAGCGCUUGAAGACCUCAUGGACGGCCAUGCGCGACAAGCAGGCCUGCGCCCCGGUGGUACGGAACCGCGACGAGGGCGACGAGGAGCUGCGGAGGGCCAGAGCGCUGGCGCGGAAAGCGAAGAAGCUGCAGCCGGAGGAGAAAGAGGAGGCACCGCCGGAACCUACGGUGCGAACGGAGAAGGUAUCUUUCAAGAUGAUGGGCAGCAUAGCAAAAAAGCCCAAGGCAAAGGCCAAGUGA